CAACUUACAGAUUUCGAGAAGACUCGAGAGCUGAGGGACGAGAAAAACUAUAGGCUCCUUUGAGGUAUAAUUUGCACUUCGUUCAGGAUCACGAAGAUAAAAGCUGCGUGAAGAUGAGAAUGGCCCAACUCCCGCAUUUAGCAGUUUACUCCUUUGCUGCCAUUCAUCUUCUACUGUUCUCCAUCUGCCCAGUCAGCAGCGGUCACAUUUAUCGAACGAACGAUGCUGUCGUCGUUGAAGGUUCCUGUGGUGUCGGACCCGCUUCACCACCUCAACGUUCUCUUCCAGUUGCUGCUAUCGUCGGUGGAUCCGAAGCUAUCCCGAAUUCUUGGCCGUUUAUCGUGGGUCUGAGGAUAUCCGGAAAGAGUACUGUGUUUUGCGGAGGAUCCAUCAUUUCCACGACGAGAAUCCUGACAGCGGCCCAUUGCGUGGAUAAAAUGUCAGCGUUCGACAUUUCGACAAUGAUUGUGGGUCUUGGCAUGCACAACCAAACAGCAAACGACGCUCAGCAGACGAGGAGGGUUGGUCGCGUUGUCUACCACAAAGAUUAUAAUUCCAAGACACGUCAAAAUGACGUUGCCGUCUUGACGAUUGACCCGCCCAUCAAUUACUCCAAAGACAUUUCGCCCGUUUGCUUGCCACCAGCCAGUUCCACCGCCGAUCAAUUCGCCGACAAAGAUGCGGUCAUUAUGGGAUGGGGAGAUCUUGAAUUUCGUGGAUCUCGACCCGAUGUACUUCAGCAAGCUACCGCCCAAAUUAUUCCUAACGCAGAUUGCAAUGCGCAAUAUAACGGUAAAAUAACAAAUCAACAACUCUGUGCAAGUGCCCCCGGAAAAGACACAUGCCAAGGUGACAGCGGAACUCCAAUCGUCGUCCAAGCCAAAGCUGGUUCUACUGCAUGGACCCAAGUCGGCAUCACCAGCUUUGGAAAUGGCUGUGCAAAACCAAACUUUGCUGGCGUUUACGCGAGUGUGGCAUUUUUCAGGAAAUGGAUUGACACCUACAUGACAAGCUAAACACCAUCUUAACACCUUACGAAAAUAAAUCAUAAGACCUGACCACACAGUUCUAUGAGUGUCUAAAAGCCGUGCUGAUAAUUCCCAGUUUUCGAACACGAGAAAUUCUGGUCCACUCACAUUUUUACGGGCUCUUUUAUUUCCUGGUUUUCUUAUCUUAUGUAUUAUAUUACAUGCUAUCCACCGUACAUUUCUAAUUUGAUCUAGCUUCUUUGACAUAAUUUUAUUAUGGUUAUUAACUUCUCUUUUGGUGGAACGUUUUGGGAUUGUAUGAAAAAAAAAUUAUUUGCGUCGAAUUCUGAAUAAACGACAUGCAAAUU
Daphnia pulicaria is the source of this 1336-nucleotide messenger RNA. RefSeq names its product chymotrypsinogen A-like. The coding region runs from base 114 to 1016 and encodes 300 amino acids. The record is from RefSeq and is a predicted model, not a curated record. Gene Ontology annotation, molecular function: serine-type endopeptidase activity. Gene Ontology annotation, biological process: proteolysis. The transcript has 8 exons. Lineage: Eukaryota; Metazoa; Arthropoda; Branchiopoda; Diplostraca; Daphniidae.